ACACUUUUCAUUCCAAUUUCAUCAGCUGGACACGACGGUUGGCCCACAAAUACGAGUAUCGUGAAAUGGCGAGUGAUAAUAGAUCGAUUGUCGAUGGACUGCGGGAAAGGUUAAUGGACGAUUGGCAAAUACUGCAGAACAUCUUUAAUCUUGUACAGCAAAAGGAAUCAGUCUGUGCCGAUCCUGCUUUAUGGUCGCAAGAAAAAUUAAUCGAAUUCAAGCAACCCAAUGAACUAAAGCAACUGCUUGACCUGUCAAUCAACGAAAAGGAAACGCACACUCUGCCUGAGAUUGAGCAGAUAUGCCAGCAGGUUAUCAAGUAUUCCCUAAAGACUUGUCAUGGCCGCUUUCACAAUCAGCUCUUUGGCCAAAUGGAUCCCUUUGGCUUGGCGGGAGCAUGGCUCACCGAGGCCUUAAACAGCAGCACUUAUACUUUUGAGGUGGCACCUGUUUUUAGCUUGAUUGAAACGGAAGUGAUUAAAACGGUUUGCCGUUUAGCUGGUUACAUCAAUGGCGAUGGCAUCUUUGCGCCUGGUGGCUCCUCCUCCAACAUGUAUGGUCUGGUCCUGGCACGCUACAAGCGUUAUCCUGAUGUCAAGAGCACCGGCAUGUUUGGUCUGCGUCCGCUGGCCAUCUUCACCUCUGAGGACUCGCAUUACAGCGUAAAGAAAGCCGCUCAUUGGCUGGGCUUUGGGGCCGACAACUGCAUUGCUGUGUUAACCAACGACAAAGGGCAAAUGUCUCUCACUGACUUGGAGCUGAAGAUCCAAGAAGCCAAGUCACACGGCUCUGAGCCAUUCUUCAUCAAUGCCACAGCUGGCACCACGGUGCUGGGUGCCUUUGAUGACAUUGCUGGCCUCGCAGACAUUGCAAAGCGUCAUGGCCUCUGGUUGCAUGUGGAUGCCUGUCUAGGUGGCUCGGCGUUGCUGGCGCAUAAGUAUCGCUCCCUGUUAGCGGGUCUAGAGCGCGCUGAUUCCUUUGCUUGGAAUCCGCACAAGACGCUUGGUGUCCCAUUGCAGUGCUCGUUGUUCCUCACUCGGGAAUCGGAUUUGCUGACACGCUGCAAUAGCAUCGAGGUCAACUAUCUGUUUCAGCAGGACAAGUUCUAUGACGUCUCCUACGACUCGGGCAACAAGAGUGUCCAAUGCGGACGUAAAAUCGAUUCCUUUAAGUUCUGGCUGAUGUUGAAGGCUCGUGGUUAUGCCCAAUACGGACAUUUGGUUGAUCAUGCCAUUGAUAUGUCCCGUUUGCUGGAGCAGAAGCUGCGCGAACGUCCGGAUCGCUUUAGGUUGGUGCUGGAUAAACAUGAAUACUCCAAUGUGUCCUUUUGGUACAUUCCCAAGUCGUUGCGCGUAAGCAGCAAAGAAGAAACUCCCGAAUGGUGGACGCGCUUAUAUACGGUUGCUCCAAAAAUCAAGGAACAGAUGGCGUACAGCGGCACCUUGAUGGUUGGAUAUACUCCUCUAAGCAGUCGCAAGCUGGGCAAUUUCUUCCGCAUGGUCUUGACAUGUUUCCCCGUUUUGGAAGCAAGCGAAUUAGAUUUUAUAUUAGAUGAAAUCGAGCGUCUUGGAGAACUUUGCGAAUAUUAAUUAGAGAAUUAAUCAUAGUACAUGCGAAUGUCUCAUACUUAGUCAUACAAUAAAAGUAAAAAUGCUGCUAUUUUGUUUCACGUAAAA
Messenger RNA from Drosophila sulfurigaster albostrigata, 1676 nucleotides. RefSeq names its product cysteine sulfinic acid decarboxylase. Gene Ontology annotation, cellular component: cytoplasm. Gene Ontology annotation, biological process: carboxylic acid metabolic process. Gene Ontology annotation, molecular function: pyridoxal phosphate binding; carboxy-lyase activity. NCBI's taxonomy places the organism in Eukaryota, Metazoa, Arthropoda, Insecta, Diptera, Drosophilidae. The record is from RefSeq and is a predicted model, not a curated record.